Messenger RNA from Strongyloides ratti, 1410 nucleotides. Its product is annotated as Integrin-linked protein kinase. Gene Ontology annotation, cellular component: stress fiber; focal adhesion. The coding region runs from base 1 to 1410 and encodes 469 amino acids. The record is from RefSeq and is a predicted model, not a curated record. The transcript has 2 exons. Gene Ontology annotation, biological process: cell-matrix adhesion; integrin-mediated signaling pathway; protein phosphorylation. NCBI's taxonomy places the organism in Eukaryota, Metazoa, Nematoda, Chromadorea, Rhabditida, Strongyloididae. Gene Ontology annotation, molecular function: protein binding; protein kinase activity; ATP binding.
AUGUCUAUAGCAAGUCAUUAUCAUUCUCACAAACCAAAUGUUCCAAUUAUAAUUGAGGAUGUUUUUCAAUGGGUAAGAGAAGGUAACACUUUUCAAGUUCGUGUUUGGUUAGAUGAUAAAGAACAUGAUUUAAAUGUUGGAGAUGAUCAUGCAUUUUCAUUACUUCACUGGGCAUCUAAAGAAGGGCAUUUUGCUAUUGUAGAUUUAUUAUUAUCACGUGGGGCACGUGUAAAUGCUACGAAUAUGGGAGAUGAUACUAGUCUUCAUCUAGCUGCAUCACAUGGUCAUAGACAAAUUGUUGUUAAACUUUUAUCUAAAAAAGCAGAUGUUAAUGCUGUUAAUGAACAUGGUAUGACUCCAUUACAUUAUGCAUUAUUUUGGGGAUAUGAUCAAAUUGCUUUUGAUUUAAUAAGAGCUGGUGGUCUUGUUAAUGUAGCUAAUAAAAGAGGUUUAACACCUUUAGAUGUUUGUCAACCACAAAUUUUACAAAUUAUUAAAGAAAUAGCUUCAGAACAUAGACAAGAUAUAAAUGUUAGAAUUCCAUUUAAAGAUGAAUCAUGGAAAGGAACAAAAAGUAGAACAAGAGAUGCAACAUUAUCAAGAUAUACAGGAGUAGAUAUAAAAUCAUUAACUUUAGCAAAACAAAUUUCAUCAGAUCAUUCAGCAAAAAUAUAUUAUGGUAAAUGGCAAGGAAAUGAAGUUGUUGCUAGAGUAUUAAAUAUUAAAAAUGUUACUCCUCGAAUUUCAAGAGAUUUUCAAACAGAAUUUCCUGCUUUACGUAUUUUUGCAAAUGCUAAUAUAUGUCCUGUCUUAGCAUGUGUUAAUCAACCACCUAAUCUUAUUGUAAUAUCACAAUUUAUGGAAUAUGGAUCACUUUAUAAUGUAUUACAUGAACAAACUGCUGUUGUAAUUGAUCAUGCUCAAGCAUUACGAUUUGCUCUUGAUAUUGCUCAGGGAAUGGCUUUCUUACAUACACUUGAUCCAUUAAUAAUGAGAUACUAUUUAUCAUCUAAACAUGUUGUUGUAGAUGAAGAAUUAAGUGCAAAAAUUAGUAUGGGAGAUACUAAAUUUAGUUUUCAAGAGGUUGGAAGAUGUUAUUCACCUGCUUGGAUGUCACCUGAAGCUUUAACAAGAGAUCCUAAAGAUUUAAAUCAACGUGCUGCUGAUAUGUGGUCAUUUGGAAUAUUAUUAUGGGAAUUAGUUUCUAGAGAAGUUCCAUUUGCUGAUUAUAGUGAUAUGUCUCCAAUGGUUGUAGGUAUGAAGAUAGCUCUUGAAGGUUUAAGAGUAACAAUUCCACCAGGAACGGCAAAAUCUAUGGCUAGACUUAUCAAUAUUUGCCUAAAUGAAGAUCCCGGUAGAAGACCUAUGUUUGAUCAAAUUAUUCCUAUUUUAGAAAAAAUGGCAGCUUAA